Talaromyces rugulosus is the source of this 663-nucleotide messenger RNA. RefSeq lists its product as uncharacterized. Bases 1 to 663 code for a protein of 220 amino acids. The record is from RefSeq and is a predicted model, not a curated record. The transcript has a single exon. NCBI's taxonomy places the organism in Eukaryota, Fungi, Ascomycota, Eurotiomycetes, Eurotiales, Trichocomaceae.
AUGGUAGAUGCACGGGUGAGUUCCGUUGCAUGGGUGGCCGACUUGGUGGACGCGGUUCUCAACAACACCAGUCGCCCUGCAAUCCUGAUCGUCUGCUCGACCCGGGCAAAGUUUCUCGAGCAGCUGUCUGCUGGUCUGUCAGCUAGGGCACGAGAUGCCCAGACAGAAGCUUCCAGCGGCGGCGAAGUACAAGUCAAUAAUCAACAUCUUCUUACAAAGACUAUCGGGGUCCUUGCAAACUCGAGACGAGUGCAUCUAGUAUUCUGUCCCUCACUAGGGCAUUUCCGCGCAUAUCUGUCGUCCCUGAGACUCUCUCGGGCUACAGAUCAAAAUGUCGCAGCAUGCGGGACGACGAACAUUGUGGUUCUCGACCUCAUUGCUCUCCAUUACAUGAGCUCUGAAUUCUCAGCACAGGGCCUCUCGCGGACGCUCGCUCUUACGAUCGAAGCAACAGCGAGAAACGCGUCGAGCAUACUGUUGUGCGAGUGUAACGACGCGGUGGUUUUACAGAACCCCAAUCGCGGUCACAGGAUAUGGGAUUUGCAUCUUCCUAUAUUGAGCGGUUCAAGUCGGCCAGAAGACGGAGGCAGACAGCUCUCUGCCCGACAUGUAGCGCAACGAUGGUUUCGUUUUGAAGCCGAUAUCGCUACGAUGAGUGUUUAA